Messenger RNA from Closterium sp. Naga37s-1, 2982 nucleotides. NCBI's taxonomy places the organism in Eukaryota, Viridiplantae, Streptophyta, Zygnematophyceae, Desmidiales, Closteriaceae. The record is from the annotation of a GenBank genome assembly.
AUGGCUCCUGGUAUCAAUAUUGCCACUUGCGCUCCGAGAGUACGAGCAGAGUGCCUAGAUCGGAACGUACGGUCCAGAUCUCACGGCCUGCCUAGCAUCUCCCAGCCGGUUCCUGCCAAAUCCAGCCAAUCGUUAUCCCUGAAGAACGCCGCCGCUCGGGCACAGUCUCCCAUUCCCGCUCUUUCCUCGCGACGCCUAGAUCAGGACCAAUCAGACGCCACUACGUUGUCUUCCGUCCGAGCUGCGUCGGCGCUGCAAUCACUCGACGCGCCGCUCGCCGAGACGCCAGAUGCGCUGCCGCCAGAAGUGCCGUACACUGUAGUUAUGAAGUUCGGCGGCUCGUCGGUGGCGAACGCGGCGCGCAUGAAGGAGGUGGCGGAUUUGAUCCAGUCCUUUCCUGAGGAGAAUCCGAUCAUCGUCAUGUCCGCCAUGGGGAAAACGACGAACAACCUGAUCAAGGUCGGCGAGAGGGCGCUGACGUGCGGGUCCGCCAAGUGCGCGGCGAUCGACGAGCUGCGAGUAAUCAGAGAGCUCCACGUGUCCACCAUGGAGGAGCUCGGCGUGGAAUGCGCUGAGGUGCACGAACUGAUGCACGAGCUGCAGCAGCUAGUAACGGGGAUAGCGCUGAUGCGCGAGCUGACUCCGCGGUCCUCGGAUUACCUCGUGUCGUUCGGCGAGCGCUGCUCCACGCGCAUCUUCGCCGCCUACCUAAACUCUCUGGGAGUGCCGUCCAAGCAGUUCGACGCGUUCCAGAUGGGAGUGAUAACCACGGACGAGUUCACCAACGCGGACGUGCUGGACGAGACCUCUAUUGCUGCUGCGUCACUCCCAAUGUGCCCUCUCGUACACCCUUCCCCCUCUCCUUCCUCCCGCUUCCCCGCCUCCCCCCCCGCCCGCCCUUUCGACGCGUUCCAAAUGGGAGUGAUAACGACGGACGAGUUCACCAACGCGGACGUGCUGGACGAGACCUACCCCGCCUGUGCUGUGAAAUCCACCCUCCCUCCCCUCCCCUCAUCCCCCCCCCACAACCCCCCAUCCCUGCACCCCAUUCCCCAGUUCGACGCGUUCCAGAUGGGAGUGAUCACAACGGACGAGUUCACCAACGCGGACUUCGACGCAUUCCACAUGGGAGUGAUCACGACGGACGAGUUCACCAACGCGGACGUGCUGGACGAGACCUACCCCACCGUGGCCAACUCCCUCCUCUCCGCCUACCAUGCUCACCGGGAAAGCGCUGCUGCCAGUGGAGAUGACAGCAGCAGCAGGGCGUUCAUCCCGGUGGUCACAGGCUUUCUGGGCAGGGGCAAGAAGACGGGUGCGACGACCACGCUGGGCCGUGGAGGCAGCGACCUGACGGCGACCAUCAUAGGGCGAGCGCUGGGGCUGCGGGAGGUGCAAGUGUGGAAGGACGUGGAUGGCGUGCUCACCUGCGACCCCAACCUCCACCGCUCCGCUGUGGCUGUGCCCUUCCUCACCUUCGAGGAAGCUUCCGAGCUGGCGUACUUUGGAGCGCAGGUGCUGCAUCCGCAGAGCAUGCGGCCGGCGCGGGAGGGGAAUAUUCCAGUCAGGGUGAAGAACUCGUAUAAUCGCAGCGCUCCCGGGACGUUGAUUACCCAAGAGAGGGAUUUAUCGUCGGCGCUGCUGACCAGCAUUGUGGUGAAGCGUGGGGUCACGCUGCUGGAUCUGGUCAGCCUGAGGAUGCUCGGGCAGUUUGGGUUCCUCGCAAAAGUUUUCGCGAUUUUUGAGGCGCAGGGGAUUUCGGUCGAUGUGGUGGCGACGAGUGAGGUGAGCCUGUCGCUCACACUGGACCCCGCGAAGCUGUGGUCUCGGGAGUUGAUUCAGCAGGAGCUGGAUAAGAUGGUGGAGGAGCUUGAGCAGGUGGCGGUGGUCAAGUUAUUGCAGCGGCGGUCGAUUAUCAGCUUGAUUGGGAACGUGUCCCGGUCGUCAGUGAUUCUGGAGAAGGUGUUUGGCGUGUUCAGACGAAACGGGACCAACGUGCAGAUGAUCUCGCAGGGAGCUUCCAAGGUCGGUGCAGCAGCAGCAGUGGUGGGAACAGCAGAGAGGGGAGAGAUUCCAUUCCAAUCAGCCCCGUCCCCCUUGCUGCACGCGCAGCCCCUUCCGCCCUCUCCGCCGUUGCGCCUGCUAGUCCACGAUCUCUGCGGAAGCCACGCCCGAAUGGUAGCAACAGCAGCAUCCACAGUGGAGACGGAGAGGGAACGGGUGUCUGUGCCAGUGGUGGCCACCCGCAUACUAGUGUCAGGAGCAGCAACCACAGCGCAGGCGGAGACAGAAGAGGUGCCAGUGCCGGCCAGCCGCGCACCAGUGGUGGCAGCAGCAGCAAGCACAGCGCAGACAGAGGAGGUGCCCGUGCCGGUGGUGGUGAUAGACAACCACUCGGAGGCCAAUGCCACCAUUGUGCAGCUAGAGUUUGGUGACCGGCUGGGGGCGCUUAUGGACACGAUGGCGGCACUGCGCAGUCUGGGGCUGAACGUGGUGAAGGGACGCGUGACUACAGCAGGCACCGUUGCUCGGAACACGUUCACCAUCACGCAGGAGGGAGGCAAGGUGGAGAGUGCGGAGAUGAUAGAGGCCAUUCGAGGCACCAUCAUCGCCAACCUCCUCAAGUACCACCCCGAGUCAGGCACGCAGCUAGCCAUGGGCCUCACAUGCGACUCGCCUCCCUGCAAUUCGAGUGUGCCAACACGCAUGGCGAUCACGGCCCUCCCGGACAACACAGGCAGCGAGUUGAGGGUGGAGGCGGCGGACCGGCCGGGGCUGCUGAUGGAAAUCGUGGAUGUGCUGACAGGGAUGUCCGUCAGUGUGACGUCAGCAGAGAUCGACACCGAGGGCGUGGUGGCGAAGGAUGUGUUCACUGUGUCGUACCAUGGGGGGCCACUGGAUGAUGAGAUGACCACGCUCACACUCAACGCCCUCAACUACACUCUCUCGCGGCCAGACAUCGAAGCAGAGGAGAGCUAUUAG